AUGAAAAAAAUAUAUAGGCAAACGAAAACAGACGAAAUAUUUCAAUCGCAGAAAAACAAAUAUCAUCAUUUAAUAAACAAAAAUCACAUAUAUAAUAAUAUAUAUUUAAAUUUGGACGUAUAUGAAAAAUGGAGGAAUCUAACAAUUGACAAAGAUGAAAAUAAGCACUGGAAUGAGAAAUCGUUAAAUAUGGUACUGAGUGCAGAUGCAAAUUUAAUGGACAAAGAAGUAAAGAAUUUGCUAAGAAGAGGUAUAUCUGAUUCCUUAAAACAUCUAAUAUGGUUACGAUCAAACGACGUCAAUUAUUUUGUCAUUAAUUUUCCGCAUUUUUAUGAAACAACCAUAUAUAAUACAUUCGGUGAAAAGGUACCUACUAAUUUAUCUAAUGAUUGUCCAACAUUUUGUGGUGGAAUUUUAGGGUUACAAGAAGACAUAAUGUGUGUACAAACAAAAAUUGAAGAACUAGAAAUUGAGAAUAAUGAUAAUUGUGGGCAUUUCAAUAUUAAUGAUUCUACUAGUAAUAUAUUGCAGUUACUAUUUAAUCAUCCAAAUGAUAAUGAGAAAAAUAGUGACAAAUAUUUAUUACCUGAACAUAACUUUUGGUUAGAACCGAAAACAUUAAGUACUCCAAAUUUUGCUUUUACGAAUAAAAAGAAAAAGAAGAAAUUUUUAUAUAUAGAGAAUGUAAAAAAUAAAUUUUUGAAAAGUAAAAAGAUUGAUCAAUAUUUAAGAGUUGCGUCUGAUUCAGUUUUGCCUUAUUCCAAUAAUUUUAUAUUAAAAAAUAUAUCCAAUAAAAUUUCUAAAUAUAAAUCUAAUAAAAAUAUGGAUAAGAAAGGAUUUUUUGGUAAUAUACAUACUAAUAUAAACAUUUUUAAUAAUAACAAUAGUAAUAUAGAGAAUAAUGAUGACAAAAAAAAAGAAGAAAACAAUUCAACCAAUAAUAAAGUAAAUAAAGAAAAUACAAUCAAAUUAUCUAAUUGUAGUGAAAGUGAAAAAAAUAUUCUUAUUAAAGAUGAUAUUAUUAUAUUUCACAACACAAAUGAAGAUAAUGUGAAUGUUAAUGAAGAGGAAGAUGGUGAUGAGGAAGAGGAUGAUAAUAUUAAUGGAAAUAAUAAUUAUGAAAAUGAUGGGGAUAUUAAAAUGAAUACUUAUUAUCGUAAUAAUACUGAGCACAAUAUACAUAUAUCAAACAGAAAUAAUAUAAAUAAUAUUCAUAAUAGUAGUAUAUAUAAUAAUAACUUUGAAAGAGAUAAUUGUGUUUUUACGAAUAAUUAUGAUAUUCCUGAUUCUAAUAAAUACUUACAUAUUCAAUUUUAUAUGAAUGAACAAUAUAUUAUAAGUAAAAAACAAGCUGAGAAAAUGAAUAAAGCAAAAUUAUAUUUAAGAUCAAGAAGGAAAAAAAAAAUGCACAAACCAAGAGAUAAUUUAAGAACAAAAAGUUGUCAAGAAUCGAACACUAGUAUAGGAGCACACGGAUCAGAUAGCUCCUUAUCAAAUUAUUCUAAUGAAAAAACAUUAAAUGAUGAUAUGGAAUCAUUUACAUUACAUAAAGGUUCUAGUUAUAAUCGUACAAAAAGUUUUUUCAAAAAAGCAUUUGGUACCAAAUAUACACAGCCUAAAAGAAAUGAACGCAAAUUAUCAGAUCAUAUUUCUUUAUUACUUAAAAAGACAUUAAAUGUUGAAAAUUAUGAAAAUGAUAAUAUAGUACCACAUAAAUAUUUGGGAGAUUCAUUGGAUGAAAGAUAUAAGAACACUAAAAGAAAUUUUGCUCAAGAAAAUGACGAAACACAUGGAGAAGAUAACGAUGAAUUAACAGAUGAAGAACAAGAUGAAUUAGGAAAUGAGCAAGGAGAAAAUAAUAAACAAAGAAAAAAAAAGAAUAAGAAUAAAAAGAAUACUAAAUAUAAAGAAUUAAAUGAAAAUGAAAUAAAAGGAAAUCAUAGAAAUAUAAUACAAAAUAUGCAAUAUGGUUAUCAUAAAUAUAAUAUUGAAUAUAAUGGGAAAAUGUACGAUGCAGAAUAUGAGAAAGAUGAUAAUAAUAUUGUAAAGCUUAGUGAAUAUAAUUCAAAAGAGAUUGAAAAGAAUGAUGGUGGUUCUGUUGAUUAUAAUGAAAAAGAAAUACAUAAUUUAAAAGGUGAAGAAAAAACAAAUAAGAAAUCUAUUUUGGGUAUGCUAAAACAUAUUUUUUAUAAAAAAAAAAAAGAAAAUGAUGAAGAUACUUUAGAUAAAGAUAUAAUGAAUAAAAAAUAUAUAAAUGAAUUAGAAAGCAAAGGAGAUCAAAAACUAAAUAAUUUUACAUAUCAUAUGAAAAAUGAUUAUAUGAACGAUAACACGAAUAGUAAGUCAUGGACAAAACGUGAUAUAUAUAUAGAUAAAAAGAAUCAUUAUAAAAAAUAUAAUAUGUAUAUAAAUAAUAAACAAAAGAUAAAAAGGGAAAAUGAAAUUGAUGCAUUUGGUGAUACAUUUGAUGAUUGUAAAUGUGAUUUAAAUGAGGAAGAAAAAGAUAGUAAUGAAAAAAAUUAUGAUACAAACAAAAGUUCCGCAAAAGAUUUAAAAACAAAUAAUAAUAAUAAUGAUAAUAAUAAUAAUAAUAAUGAUAAUAAUAAUAAUAAUGAUAAUGAUAAUAAUAAUGAUAAUAAUAAUAAUGAUAAUAAUAAUAAUAAUAAUGAUAAUAAUAAUAAUAAUAAUAAUAAUAAUAAUAAUAAUAAUUAUAAUGAUAAUAAUAAUAAUGAUAAUAAUAAUAAUAAUGAUAAUAAUAAUAAUGAUAAUAAUAAUAAUAAUAAUAAUAAUAAUAAUAAUAAUAAUAAUAAUAAUAAUGAUAAUAAUAAUAAUGAUAAUAAUAAUAAUAAUAAUAAUAAUAAUAAUAAUAAUAAUAAUAAUAAUAAUAAUAAUGAUAAUAAUAAUAGGGGUAAUGCAUAUAGUAUUGUUAUUAAUAAUGAAAAUAAUAAUAUGGAUUAUUAUCAUAUAGUUAAUGGUAUAUACCAUAAGAGCAAAAAAAAACAUGAAAUUUAUGAUAAAAGUUAUGAGACGUAUCAUCAUAAUAAUUAUAAAUAUGAUGAUAAUAAUAAUGGUCUUUUCUCCAAAAUGGGGAAAAUUAAUCGUGUCUUAUCCUUUGAUUCAAUAAAGAAGAAAAAUUUUUUUGGGGAAGAUAAAAAAGGUAUUAAUAAUAAUAAUAAUAAUAAUAGUGGUCAAAUUUUAAAAUAUAAAAAAAAUAAUAAUGAUGAAUAUAGUGUUGAUAAUUAUUAUCAUACUUUAGAACGAUUAAGACAUUAUUCUUGUAAUGUACAAAGAAAUACAGAAAAUGAAGAUGAAGUAAUACAAAGAAAUGCAAGUGACAAUAUAUAUAAGAAAAGUUAUUUAUAUGUUGAGAACAAUAAUGAUGAUUAUAGGAACCAAAUGAAAAAUGAAGAAUCCGAUAAUGAAAAAAAGGAAAAAAAUAUGGAUAAUGAAAAUAAUGAUGAUGAGAAAGAUAAUUUAUUAGAUACUCAUGAUUCCUUUAUUAGUGAUUAUGAAAAUGGUUUGGAAAAUUUUAAGUUACCUUCAAGUCAUGAAUUAAAUGAUGAUAUAAAGAGAAAAGGAGAAAAGAAAAAAAAGAAAAAAAUCAAUUUUCAAGAUGAUUAUGAUGAAAAAGAAGAAGAAAAUGAUUUGUCAAAUAAUAAAAAAUUAGAUAAGAUUUACUAUUAUUAUAAAGACGAGAAAUGUAAAGAGGAUAAUAAAGAAAAUAUUGUUGAUAAUAUAAUGAAAGAAUCUUCUGGUGGAGAAGAUGUAAAAAAUGAUAUGAAUGAAAAAAAUAUAACCUGUGAAGGAAGGCGAGAAAUUUGUGCUAAUAAAGAUAUGGAAAGAAAAAAUGAUAUGAAUAAUUUAAACGAAAAAGAACGAAAUAAUAAUAUGAAAAAAUGUGGUUUACCAUUAAAUAAUGAAGAAAAUAAACAUUUAGAACAAGAAUUAUAUAACAAAUUUUAUGAAAAUAAAAAUCCAAAUAACGCAUAUCCAAAUGUAUAUAAUUUAGACGAUGCUACCGAAUUAACAGCAUUAUUAAAUGAUGAUGGGAAACAUGAAAUAAGGAAGUUAUUGUGGGCUAUUAAUAAUAAUUUUGGAAAUGAUGUAGAAUUUGCUCCAAUAAUACCUAAUUUAUGUAUAGUGUUGUUAAUAUAUUUUAAAGCAUCUGUUGUUUAUUGUAUUAUACAUUGUUUAAUAAAGAAAGGUAUUGAUAGUGUGCGAAAUAAACAGUUACCUUUUUUUAUAUAUAAAAGAAAGGAUUUUGUAAAAUAUGUCAAGUACAUAUUAAAUGCUUUUAUUCAAUUUUUGCCUAAAUGUUAUCAUUAUUUAAGAAAAUUAAAUUUUGAUUUAGCUGCAUGGACAGCAAGAUGUAUACAAGAUGGAUUUUCAAGAAUGUUACCUUUUGAUUUUGUUUUAAGAAUAUAUGGAAUAUAUUUAUUUGAAGGUCAAAAAACCUUAUGUUUAUAUUGUUUAGCUUUAUUAAAAUUUCUAGAAAAUGAUAUAUUAAAAUGUACUAAUAUUGAAGAAGUAGAAAAUAUUUUAUAUCAUAUAUGUAUGCAUCCAUAUUUAGAUAUAAAUGAACUAACGCAAAUAGCUUAUAGAUUUAAAUUAAAAAGUAAAGAAAAACAUUUGAAAUUUUCAACAAAAUGUCCAUCUCCUUAUUUAAUGAAUGUUAAAUUGAAAACAUUUUAUAGACCAAGAUUAAAUGAUAACUCAACCUUAAUUAAUUCAUUUCACUGGGAAAAUAUAUGGGAAAAAAUUCCUAGUAAUAUUAGAUCACUUGAUCCAUUUUUAACAUAUGCUUCCAAAAAAGAUGGAUAUAAUUUGCAAAUGUUAUUAGAAAAAACAGAAAGAAAUAAAAAAAAACCUAUGAUACUUAUAUUGAAAACAUUUGAUUGUGAUUUAAUAGGUUUCUUUUGUCCAUUUUCUUUAAAUAGAGAUUAUAACUUUGUUAGUACAUCAGAUAAAAGUUCAGCUUUUAUUUUUACAUUUAAUUCAAAUUUUAACUUUUAUAAAUGGUCAGGUAAAAAUAAUACAUCAGUAUUAAUUAAAGAUGGUAUCUAUAUAGGAGGUAAUGAUAUUGCUAUCUAUAUCGAUAAAGAUAUUAAAGUUGGAAAAACAAAUCCAUCUGACUCUUUCUUAUCACCUCCUCUAAUAACAGAUGGUAAUGAUUUUAAUAUAAUGGAUAUUGAAAUAUGGAACUUGAAAUAG
Messenger RNA from Plasmodium reichenowi, 5211 nucleotides. RefSeq names its product rab GTPase activator, putative. The transcript has 3 exons. Lineage: Eukaryota; Apicomplexa; Aconoidasida; Haemosporida; Plasmodiidae. The record is from RefSeq and is a predicted model, not a curated record. The coding region runs from base 1 to 5211 and encodes 1736 amino acids.